AUGUCGAAGCUCAAUAAACCAGAUGAUUUUCGCGAACCAUUGAUUACAAAAGACGACAAGCUUAGUUGGUUACGUAAUAUAUUUUCUUCUGAGAUGCCAACGUCAGUUUCAAGCGCAGAUACAUCGUUGAAGAAACUAACUGAUCCUGAAAUAGCCACAAACAGAAGAAUCGAGGAAUAUUGCGAUCGAGCAAUAGAGCUUGAUCCUGAAAACGCAGCUUACCAUAGCAAUCGAGGAGCUGCAUUAUGGAGAAUAGGAAAGAUUUGGGAAGCUGUGAAAGAGUAUGAGAAAGCCAUAAACUUGAAUCCAAAACUUGUACGAGCUCAUAACAAUUUAGCCUUGAUAUUUCUAAGAAUAGGUCAGGUUGAUCAUGCGAGGAAGCAUUCUGUGAAGAAAUUAUUAGAUGACUUUUUUUGGGUGAUUCUUAAAAAUGUAGAACCACACUUGGACAAAUGCGCAUAUGCAAGAAGACGCGAUGAAUGGAACGAUGUUUUCAAUGAAGUAAGUGCAGCUAUGGAGUCUGGAGCUAAUUUGUCUCCUGAGCAUUAUUGGAACUCCAACGGCUUCAUGAGGCUGAAAAUGUACUAG
Molecule: messenger RNA, 588 nt
Organism: Arabis nemorensis
Lineage: Eukaryota; Viridiplantae; Streptophyta; Magnoliopsida; Brassicales; Brassicaceae
Source: the annotation of a GenBank genome assembly